Molecule: messenger RNA, 895 nt
Organism: Notodromas monacha
Lineage: Eukaryota; Metazoa; Arthropoda; Ostracoda; Podocopida; Cyprididae
Source: the annotation of a GenBank genome assembly
UGUUUCCUCUUUGCAGACAUGUUUCUAUAAAGCUCGCAGAAAAAAAGAGUACUGCGGCUUAGUGAAGUUUUGAUGCACGUGAAGUAGGAAAAGACGGGACGUGAGAAUAAAUAAAAGUGUUGUUCAUUUUUGUGGAGAAGAGUCGUCACCUGUCGGCCGAAAACGAAAACAUGUCAUCAAAGGCCCGAUCCGCGUUCUCGAAGGUCCGCUGGAAACCCGCAAUUGCCUCAAUUGACGAAGACCCGCAGCAGGAAAGAGGAAGAAGUUGCGAUUUUGCGCAGUUGAAAGACCUUGGCUUAUUUUCGCGUUACGAUUCCGUUUUGGGCUGUCCAAAAGUUCUCUCGCGCGAGUGUUGGUUUGGAGCUCAAUUCCCGAUGGGUGCGUUUGAGUUUAGACCUGGUGACGUAUCUGCCAACGUCCUCGCUACUGCGAGGCAAAAAUUCGAAGUCGUCCUUGGGACUCUGGGGCCAUUUCAGGUCGUCUUCGUGGACGGCGUUGAGGUAGCAGGACGGGGUGGAGUAGAGCAGGUACAUGUCGUCCGUAGCGGAGUUCAUCAACCUGUUGCGAAUAAACAGGGGCUCCAUUUACAAUGCGACACCUAUGGUAACCGCGAUGAAAAUUGCCGAGUGACGGACAUCCAGCGGAAGUAAAGCGCAAAAGAAAAGUACAGUACGGAGAGUUAUGAAAAGUCACCCUGGUUCGUUGGUCAAUCGCCGAGUAGAUUUUGUUGUCCACCAGUGAGUUGUUGCACUUGGAUAAAUCGAAGCAGAACCCCUCAGUGAAGCCAUCAUUUCCGAAAAGCACCGAAGUGAAUAUUUGAGACGUUUUUCCUGAAGAAAAUGGCAAAACACUGGAUUUCAUUAAUUGAAGGCCAUUAUUCGAAUAAUGUAAUUGU